AUGGCGCAACAACGAUUCUUUAACUUGGAAAAACGGUUAUCUAAAUACAGGGAACUAUGCAUAGCCUAUCACAAGUUUAUGUCAGAGUACUUAAACAUGAAUCACAUGGAACUGGUAACUAAUGAUGAUUCAAAUAGUCAAACAUAUUAUUUGCCUCACCAUGCUGUCAUCAAGAGAGACAGCAUCACCACAAAAUUAAGAGUUGUGUUCGAUGGAUCAGCUCCAACAAUUUCUGGGCUAUCCCUUAAUGAUGUCAUGUUAAAAGAACCUAUGGUUAAACUGUUACGAUUUAGAGUACAUAAGAUAGCAUUAACUGCAGACGUUGAGAAGAUGUACCGUCAAAUACUAGUAACUCCAAAAGACUGUCAAUUACAACGAAUUUGGUAUCGUCCAAGUCCCUCUGGACUGUUAAGGGAAUAUAACCUUCGCACAAUCACGUACAUUACAAAAUCAGCUUCCUAUUUAGCGACCCGUAUCCUGGUGGAGAUAGCUUUUUCAGCUAUUAAAGAUGAUUUCUAUGUAAACGAUUUACUUACUUGUGCUGAAUCUUCAGACGAAUGUUUCCAGCUAUACAAAGAUGUUUCAGACACAAGUCACAAAAAAGGAAGUCCCAGAAAGUUCUUGCAAACAUUGCAGCCGUCUGGCGGCGACAAAGAAAACUUGGUUGGGACCUGCAGAUUUCAUGAACACAAUUCUGAUCCUAAAAUGAAAAAAAUGAAAAAAAAUGGUCCUAAUGAAAAAUACUGGGAGGUUAUUGCAGAUCGUCGUAGAAAGGUUUUGGAAGAAGUUCUUGAACAAAAUCGUAAAUUACAUACUAUAGUCAUGGCAUUGGAAGAAGAAAAUACAUGUUGUAAAAAAUUACUCAAACAAAUAACUGAUCUCGUUAACACAUUAAAGGAAGUACUAAAUGAAGAAGAUGAUAAAUCAACUGAAUUUAAUGUCGAUAAUUACAUUUCGUCAAUCAACUCCAAUCAAAUAAACAGCAACGAUGAUUUUUCUGGCAGUGAAUCUGAAUAA
Macrosiphum euphorbiae (potato aphid) is the source of this 1017-nucleotide messenger RNA. The record is from the annotation of a GenBank genome assembly. NCBI's taxonomy places the organism in Eukaryota, Metazoa, Arthropoda, Insecta, Hemiptera, Aphididae.